Molecule: messenger RNA, 642 nt
Organism: Rodentolepis nana
Lineage: Eukaryota; Metazoa; Platyhelminthes; Cestoda; Cyclophyllidea; Hymenolepididae
Source: the annotation of a GenBank genome assembly
UCUCUCAUCUUGACAUCGAUAAAAUCACGGCUCAGAACACUAACAAGUUGGCUCUCAUGUGAAAAGCGUUCAUAUGAAAUAUGUUUAAAAAUUGGGUAGACAAAAGGUUGCUCUCCAAAGUUUGUCAAAAUUCUGGUUUGAAGUCCAGUCAUUAAAAUCACGGGAUAGACCUCAGAAGUUCCUAAUAUAGAAACAACACCCUCAAAACCAUUACCCAAAAACUGACCAUUUUUGGUGAAGAAAAGAGAAUUUGUUAUGAAAUUGACGCCGCAGCCUAUUAUAUCCUUUUCUUUGAAUCCAUUAGGACAAAUUACUGUGUCCGGAGAAGAAUGGAACAGAGCACCACUAUUAUCCAAACCAUAACAGCUCGAAUCCCAAACUGUGAGUCUGGAUAUGUUUUUUGUUGAAAACCCUAUCACGAUAAGGCAUUUGGAUUUAACUGCGCAAAUUUCGGUUUCAUAAUAAUAUAUCCCCGUGUUAAAAGGAACAGGGUUGUCGCUCUUAAUGAUCACGGAGGUACUAGUACCUUCUAGAAUAUUUGGCUCUUCGUUGGGAUUUCUUGAAGUCCCUGAAAAUGGAGGAGCUGUUUCGGCAAUGCGCGUUACCGACAGCCCUGACGGCGAGAUCUUAAAAGAUGAUUGA